ACACACCACACACGCACAUAACCGCAUUAUAGUAUAGUACAACAUUGUAAUGCGUAACAACCAGUAUAUACACAUUGUUUUUGUUUUUCUAUUGUUGAAUUUCGUAUAUAUUCUUGAAAACGUAAUUUAAUUUUUGUAGCAGGAAGAAGUUAUUUUUCUAUCAUAGCAUUGAUUGUUUACAAAAAUCUUGUUGCAUUAAUUGUGACUUCCUUAAAGCUACUAAUUAGCUGACGGAAAGAUUUAUUGUUGCUACUAAUUAGUAAAAUUAAGCUAGUCAAUUGUGAUAUUUAAAUUUGAGUUACCAAAUUGUAGUCUUAAGUUCAUUUGUUAUUAUCGUGAUCCUUGUUUUAGUGUUAGAUUGCAUCUCUGCAAAUUGUGAGUAUUAUUGUUGAUUUGUGUUCCACUUUGUAAUUUAGUGUAGUCUUCUUUAUUAUUAUUAUAGUGAUUAUUGCUUGUGAUUUAUUGAACAUAUUAGUUAUCACAAGUUUUAUUUAUUUAUUAUUUAGUUCAUUGUAAGCGUAAGGCCAACGCACAACGGUCAUAAGGACCUUGUGAGUAUAAAAUAGUCAUUAUCGUACGGGUAUUUGUUGUUUUAUAUUGUGGGUAAAUCAUUAAAUAAUUAAACUAUCUUUAAUUUUGUGUUAUCUGUUCAAUGUCAUUUUAAUAAUAAUUAUUAUCUAGUCAAAUUUGUUUAAUUUAGUUACUACGUCUUAUUAUUGAAUUUAUACUAUUAUUCUUUAUAUUGUCUGAUGUGUAUAUAUGGGGCCGCCUCUCCCCAUAUACUCAUUUUAGCGCCUCAUUUUAAUGCCUCAUUUACCUGUUAUCACAUUAUAGUUAUGUAAUGUGUAUGUAAUGCUUAUCAAUGAAGCUAUUUUAUAAAACGUAUUUUAUAUUUGAUAACAUAUUUUAGCGCCUCAUUUUAUAUUUUGAUUACAUAUUUUACCACCUCAUUUUAACAUUACUUAAAUUACCAUUUCUCUCGAUAAUUUUCGAGAUCAGCGCCUCCUCCCUCUUCUAUGACUUAUAAGUUUAUUGUCAUGACGUGAGAAUAAAUACACUGAUUUUCGAGUAAUUUCAGUAUAUUUCUUUUGUAUGUCAACUGUUAAGUUAUAGUUAAAACUGAAGUGCAAAAAUUAUUUUACAAUUAGAGUUAAACAUACUUCAAAAACAAUCAAUAGUCAAAAAAAAUGAGUGUAGUUAAUAAAGAAUGGUUAACUGGUAUGCAAAAUAAACGCAGGAAGUGUGUAUCUGAUCUUAAAGUUGGUGUUCAAUAUAAGGUUUUGGGUCUAUUCGUCGUAAAAUCGAAAUAUUCCACUCAAACACCGGUAGCUGAAGUGAAACUAGAUGACGAACCCUCUUUUCAAGUUUAUCUACCGUCUAGGUUUCAAUUUACUCGAGAAGAUUUGGCAAAAGGAUUUGACGAAAAUCUGAAGCUUGUUUCUAACGGACGAAAAGAUCAAACUUCGAGUUACGAUAUAAAGUUUAUGUAAAUGAAUAUUGUAUACUUUAAAAUGAUAAUAAUAAAGUAUGGAUUUAUAAAAAAAUAUUACAUGUUGUUGAAUAAUCAAUAAAACUGUAACUAUGAUUGAAUGCGUUAUUUUAAAACUAUACUUGAUAAAUAAUGAAAGAAAUAUUAAUAAACAAUGGUAAAAAUUAAAUUAAAAAAAAACUAAAAUUUGAUACAGCUCGUUUCUAACACAAUAUAUGUACAAUAUUUGAGGUAUGAUAUAAAGUCUAUGUAAAUGAAUAUUAUACACUUUAAGAACGAUAAGUUGAUUUUUAGAAAAAAUAUUUGAAAAUCCAACAAAAUUACAAUUAUAUUUGAACCCGUAAAUCUGUACUUGUUAAAAAAAAUAAAAAAGUUACUGGUGUAUUAAUCGAACAAAAGGUAAAAAAAUCAAUACGAAAAAUAAUAUUUAGAGAGUAUUUUUGCUAACUCAGCGUCUGCAAAAGAAAUAUUAAAUAGCAAAAAUAAACAGUAGUCACGUUAGUAAGUGUAAGUAAAAUGUUAGUGUUUUAACAAAAGUCACGUAAAAUAAUUUUAAAUUCCAAUGGACGUCUGAGAAUAGUCAUAACACGAAAUUGUUUUUACAAAAAUGAUCAACUCCAGGGAAGGGGAUACUGAUGGUAAGAAAUUGCUGAGGUUUGCAAAAGUAUACUUAAUAAAACCGAAAAAUCAUUCUUCUCCAGACUUAAUUUUCAUUCGUCUGUUAAAUCGUUACCUUCAAGCCUUUUCAUCUUCAAUUGUCAACACAUCAAAUAUGAAUCAUUUGUACUGUAUUUGCGGUAAGACUUUCAGUUUUCUGAAAGAUCUGGAACGUCAUGAACAAUCAGUUCAUAAAAAAAAAUUAUACAGCUGUGCAGUUUGCGGCAAAAAUUUUUCCAGAAAGGAUAAAGUGAGAAGACAUCAACAUCAGACACACUUCUUGAAAGGUGUGAAUAAAGUAUUGCAGUUACAAUCUAAGAAUUAUGAAAAAAUGUGUGAAAACUCGAUCGACACUGAGAGAAAUAUCCUGAAUCAUGGCUCAAGUACGUCGGCAAACAUUCAUAGAAAUUAUAACGAAAAUAACAUAGUUAACUACGGAGCGAGUACCUCAAAAAAUAGCAAUAAUAANUUAUUUGAUAUCGAUACAAAGAAAGAAAAUGAAUUAAAUGCUAACGAUUUCUCUACUUCUCGGGAUAGUGAUGAUGAACUCUUGUUUGAUGUUGCUGAAAAGAUCGAUCCGAAGGAAACCGAAAAUAUUACUGUUUAUCCAAGCUGUGUAAAUAGUGAAUUAAUUGGAUUGGGAAUCGAGUAUUUAAAUAAACCAAAACAAUCAAACAUAAAAAGUGAUUGUGUGAAGACUUCAAGUUCAAAAUUGAUUGAAUCAGCUUUUUCGGGCAAUAUAAAUGUAUACAGAAUUGAAAAUAUCGAUCCUUUUACUAUCAGCGAGUUCAUUGAGCGACAUGCAUUUGACAUUACAGAUGUGUGGGAAAAAUCAAUUAAGAAAAAUAUAGCGGUAAAAACUUCUUUAGAUUUAGUAACAGUAUAUGAAAAAAUUGAUAAUGUUAACGUUAAUGUAGAGGUACCCACUAUAACACAAACCCUUUCUAUUUCUCCAUUUGUUUUGACAGCAUCGAGUAGUAUUCCUGAGUGGAUUACUAUUAUUAAAAAUCUACUACAAAAAAAGUCCGAAGAGGUUGAAACGCGGGGGAGCGGGUGGGUUUUUAGAGGUGUAGUUUUUUUGGAUAUCAACACGUUUAAGUAUGAUCCUUUGAGGGGAGGAUGUAAUUUAGAUAUUCCAAAAAAAUUAUUGCGCAAGAAUGUUUUAACAAAUAUUAAAUCUGAGGGGGAAGAUUGCUUUUUUUGGGCCGUAGUUGCUAGUUUAUAUCCGGUUCAAUCGCGUGAUGUGGAUAAGUCAAAACCCGAAUCGUAUCCACAUUAUACCACAGUGUUAAACACUAGAGGAUUUAAUUCACCUAUAUCACUCACAGAUAUAAAAAAAUUUGAAAGAAAUAAUAACAUAAGUGUAAACGUAUACACUUAUGUUAAUGAGAAAAUUGCGGGUCCCUUGCAUUUAACUGAAUGUAAACGUAACAAACAUGUUAAUUUAUUAUUUUUAGAUCAAAAAGAUAAACCCUUCGGGCAUUUCUGUUGUAUUUCCAACCUAGAGCGGUUAGUAUCCGCACAGCUUUCAAAACACAAAUCUCAUAAAUAUAUAUGUGAUGGUUGCUUAUCGUUUUUUUAUUCAGAAUCUAAAUUCAUGUCUCACCACCUCGAUAAUUGUAUGCGCGUUAAAACGGUUCUUCCAAAUCCCCCAAAAUAUAUCCUCAAAUUUCAAAAUUAUCAAAACAAAGUAUAACAGGACCUUUUAAUAACACGUCAUUCAGACUAAGACCCGAGUCGGUUUUGUAUG
This is a messenger RNA of Daktulosphaira vitifoliae (grape phylloxera), 3896 nucleotides long. RefSeq lists its product as uncharacterized. The record is from RefSeq and is a predicted model, not a curated record. Lineage: Eukaryota; Metazoa; Arthropoda; Insecta; Hemiptera; Phylloxeridae. The coding region runs from base 2097 to 3842 and encodes 581 amino acids. The transcript is spliced from 10 exons.